GAUUGGGCAGGCCCUAAGCCCAUGGACCGGGCAGGCCCUAAGCCCAUGGACUGGGCAGGCCUUAAGCCCAUUGACCGGGCAGGUCCUAAGCCUAUGGAUUGGGCAGGCCCUAAGCACAUGGAUGGGGCAGGCCCUAAGCCCAUGGAUUGGGCAGGCCCUAAGCCCAUGGACCGGGCAGGCCCUAAGCCCAUGGAUUGGGCAGGCCCUAAGCCCAUGGACCUGGCAGGCUCUAAGCCCAUGAAUGGGGCAGGCUCUAAGCCCAUGGAUGGGGCAGGCUCUAAGCCCAUGGAUGGGGCAGGCCCUAAGCCCAUGAACGGGGCAGGCUCUAAGCCCAUGAACAGAAAAGGCUCUAAGCCCAUGAACAGGACAGGCUCUAAGCCCAUGGACAGGGCAGGCCCUAAGCCCAUGGACGGGGCAGGCCCUAAGCCCAUGGACGGGGCAGGCUCUAAGCCCAUGGACCGGGCAGGCUCUAAGCCCAUGGACGGGACAGGCUCUAAGCCCAUGGACGGGGCAGGCUCUAAGCCCAUGGACCGGGCAGGCCCUAAGCCCAUGGACGGGGCAGGCUCUAAGCCCAUGGACCGGGAACACUCUAAGCCCAUGGACCAGGCAGGCUCUAAACCCAUGGACGGGGCAGGCUCUAAGCCCAUGGAUGGGACAGGCUCUAAUCCCGUGGACACAUCCUGUGUUGUGUCUCUGGAGACAUCUGCACCCCCCACCCUCACCAGCACCUUCCCCACCCCACCAGCCAAGGAGCAGGUGCCAGCGGUCCCGAGGAAACGCAGCAGAGUAGAUGCAGCGGCUCCGCAGCCCCUGGAGUUCCUGAGGACCCCAUUCGGAGGCCGCAUCCUGGUGCACAAGGCCUUCUUGUACAAGCAGGAGAAGGCGGUGGGGGACAAGGUGUACUGGAAGUGUCGUCGGCACGCGGAGCUGGGCUGCCGGGGCAGGGCUGUCACCCGUGGCCUGCGGGCCACCGUCAUGCGGGACCACUGCCACCCACCCGAUGAGGAGGACCUGGAGGAGGCUGGGUGCCAGAAGGAGGAGCUGCCGGAGGGCCUGGGGGAGCUCCCCAGUCCAGAGGGUUCUGAGGGCCAAGAGGAGGAGGUACUGGAUGGGGUGACGCUGUGGCCACUCCUCGAGGAGCCGGACCCCAUCCUCAAGCAGCUAGCCCUGGAGGAGGAGGAGAAGGCCCUGUCCCUCUCGCUGCUCAGAUUGCCACUCAAGAAACGCAAACGAAGGCCGGGACAGGGUCGGUGCCUGGAGUUCCUGAGGACCUGCUAUGGGGGCCACUUCCUGGUGUACCGCUCCUUCCUCUACAAGCGGGAGAAGGUGGUGGGGGACAAGGUGUACUGGACGUGCCGGGACCAUGCCCUGUAUGGCUGCCGCAGCCGUGCCAUCACCCAAGGCCAGCGGGUGACCAUGAUGCGCCGUCACUGCCAUCCCCCGGACAUGAAGGGCCUGGAGGCCCGGCGGCAGCAGGAGAAGGCCAUGGAGGAGGACACGCCAGAUGUCUUCGAGUUCUGUGGCAGUAGCCUAACCCCGAGUGUGGACAGUCUGUUCUCCCACAGAGAUUUGGGCACUCUGCCUGCCACCAAGCCCCAGAGCAGAAAGCGAGCAAAGGCCAAAGAUCAGGAGCUUCCUGCCCAGCCCGAAGCCCCACAGGGGUCCCCGGAGGAGGACCAGGGUGAGGACCCGGGAGGCCCUGAGUUCCUGAAGACCCCUCUGGGGGGCAGCUUCCUGGUGCAUGAGUCGUUCCUGUACAGGCGGGAGAAGGCGGCUGGCGACAAGGUGUACUGGACGUGCCGCGACCAGGCGCGCAUGGGCUGCCGCAGCCGCGCCAUCACCCAGGGCCGGCAGGUGACGGUGAUGCGGGGCCACUGCCACCCGCCCGAUGUGCUGGGGCUGGAGAUGCUGAGGCAGAGGGAGAAGCACCCCAGCCCGACUCAGUGGGGUGUCCCAGAAGGCCCCGAGUUCCUGAAGACCCCUCUGGGGGGCAGCUUCCUGGUGCACGAGUCGUUCCUGUACAGGCGGGAGAAAGCGGCCGGCGACAAGGUGUACUGGACGUGCCGCGACCAGGCGCGCAUGGGCUGCCGCAGCCGCGCCAUCACCCAGGGCCAGCGGGUGAUGGUCAUGCGCAGGCACUGCCACCCGCCCGACAUGGGGGGCCUGGAGGCCCUGCGGCAGCGGGAGCAUUUCCCCAACCUGUCCCAGUGGGAAGGCCCAGAGCCCCUGCAGCCCCUGGAGUUCCUGAGGACGUCCCUCGGGGGCAAGUUCCUGGUGCACGAGUCCUUCCUCUACCGGAAGGAGAAGGCCGCUGGCGAGAAGGUGUACUGGAUGUGCCGGGACCAGGCCCGGCUGGGUUGCCGGAGCCGCGCCAUCACCCAAGGCCGGCGGGUGAUGGUGAUGCGGGGCCACUGCCACCCGCCUGACCUGCCGGGCCUGGAGGCCCUGCGGAAGCGGGAGCAGCGGCCUGGCACCGCCCAGCAGUGAGCCCAGGAAUGUGGAAGAUAAAAAUCCUGGCAGCGGGUCGCGGCGGGGCAGCCGAGGAGCUGCAGAAGCUUCCCAUCCACGCAGGCAUUUCCCAGCCACUUAGAGCUGCUUGGCAAAACUCCUCUUGUUCUUCCAUAGCCGUAGCUGCGAUGGCUUUGCCUGUCCCCGGCGCUGUCCCCAGUGGGGUCCCAGAGGACGCUCGCUCGAGGUAUCCUUGUGUCAGCAAGAAGUAGCACCAGCGCUGCCUGACCAGGCAGGGCAGAGUGAGGUCGCUGCUGCCUUCUUGACUCCAGAAAGCUCCAGAGAAGUCUGUCUGGCCAAAGACACCUCAACCCUGCUCUGAGCUGCAAGCACCCCUAGUUUUCGGAGCAUGCGACCGAAGCUCAGCGAAAAGCCAUGGGAAGCACUCGGGCCACUGCGUAUGUGCAGGCGGUCCAGCCUUCCCGUCACGCAGCCACCCUGGGUAUCUCAGGUGGACCUGGGGCCACCUGCUGCUUCCGGGGUGUACAGCAUCUGCCCGUCCCGUCGUCCUCCUCCAACCGCCCCCCCCUCGCCCUUCCCAAUGUGAAUCUGGCCCCACAGUUCUCACAGCAGUGGGGUCAGGCCAGAGGUCACUGCCCAGGGACACCCACAUGACAUUGCCAGUGCAUGAGGAGAGUGACAGCCGGUGCCAGGAACACCCCUUUCCUGCUGAGGGACUCAGGGAAGUCCAUCCUGCUCCGUGGGUCCCUGUCCCCACACAGUAAUGGGAGGGAGGGAGUGAGCGAUGGCAGCCAGCCAGGGAAGGGCUGCCAGUGGGACGGUGGUGGCGCGGUGCCCCCAGCUCUCUGCUCAUCUGCUUCCCCAUUAAACCCAGUUUGGUUUCCCUGUGCC
Perognathus longimembris pacificus (Pacific pocket mouse) is the source of this 3360-nucleotide messenger RNA. It is a transcript of the gene Flywch1, whose product is annotated as FLYWCH-type zinc finger 1. The transcript is spliced from 9 exons. NCBI's taxonomy places the organism in Eukaryota, Metazoa, Chordata, Mammalia, Rodentia, Heteromyidae. The record is from RefSeq and is a predicted model, not a curated record. Bases 22 to 2487 code for a protein of 821 amino acids.